Molecule: messenger RNA, 486 nt
Organism: Hibiscus syriacus
Lineage: Eukaryota; Viridiplantae; Streptophyta; Magnoliopsida; Malvales; Malvaceae
Product: pollen allergen Che a 1-like
Exons: 2
Coding region: 1-486 (161 amino acids)
Source: RefSeq, a predicted model, not a curated record
AUGACAAAAGCUUCUACGAUCGCCCUUGUUUCCUUAGCGAUUUACAUAUCGUCGUCCUUCAAAUUUGCCUAUGCAACAGGUGCAGCUGCGCCUGAGGCAGCUGAAUCAAACAAGUUCAAAGUCGUAGGCCACGUAUACUUCGACACUUGCCGAACCGUAGCGACGGAGCCCUUACCUUCCAGAGCCCCGGAAAUAACGACGAUGCAAACGGGAGACUACAGCAUCGAUGUGGAAGGAGAUUAUGAGGAUUCGGAUUGCGACGUCACGUUGAUGAGGAGUUCCUGGCCGGAUUGUAGUGAUCUGACAGACGAGUGGAGAAAAGCCAGGGUUGUUCUCACCUCGCUCGACGGUGUCAGCGGCAACAUUCGGUUUGCGAACAGUCUCGGGUUCAAGAAGAAGGAAGCUCUCCCUGAGUGUAAGAAAGUUCUUACGGAGUUGGGCUAUUAUGAGCUACAGAAUGAACUUGGACGCGAAGCUGUCCCUUGA